This is a messenger RNA of Triplophysa dalaica, 2224 nucleotides long. It is a transcript of the gene nabp1a, whose product is annotated as nucleic acid binding protein 1a. The record is from RefSeq and is a predicted model, not a curated record. The coding region runs from base 870 to 1517 and encodes 215 amino acids. Gene Ontology annotation, cellular component: SOSS complex. The transcript has 6 exons. Lineage: Eukaryota; Metazoa; Chordata; Actinopteri; Cypriniformes; Nemacheilidae. Gene Ontology annotation, molecular function: DNA binding. Gene Ontology annotation, biological process: response to ionizing radiation; mitotic cell cycle checkpoint signaling; double-strand break repair via homologous recombination.
GGAGAGGCAGGCAGUACUGUGAAACAGGUCUUUUCACCUCUUUCGCGGCAGUAGUUUCUUUUGUCUUUCUUAAGACUGCAUAGCGACACAUGUAGGAAACACGAAAACAUGACAUCAAUUUAAAAUGCCAUCUGCAAGUUUAGGUCAGCUCAUAACGCCAGGAAAAUUGAAGUUAGUCAACUGUAACGUUAGUUAGAUAUGUUAGGCGCCCGUCUUCAAAAUCGUUUGCCUCGUCGCUUUUAGCCUUUAAAUGUCGAUUAGACCGCUCGAUACGCUUAAUAUGCGCGUUUAGUGAACAUGACCGGCAGUGUGUGAGUAUAACUGUCGAACUGAACUCACCGACUCACACGCACACAGGAAUAUAUUUGGCAGGUUUAUUUACAGUGUCCAUUUUAAUGAGAUUUUAAUUCGAUGUCUUCUGAUGUAUUGUAGCCCGAAUUACAGACGGCGACUCCGUAUGUAUACGAAAGCUAGAUUUCUUAAGGAAUAACGAUAACAAGACUUGAGCCAUGUCUUGGCGUCGCAGUGUUUAAGGUUUAGAUAAGGUUGAUGUGUUAAAUGUCUAUUUGGAAAACGAAUAAAGUGGUUUUAUACGAGUUUUAAUCGUAGAGGAGGAAAUAUCGCCCCUUCACUUUCAUUCUUCUUUUAACUCGACGGCGAAGUGUGAAAACACACACUGCCUGCUAUGUUACGAUCGCAAACACCUUAAUCUUUUCAACAGGGGGUAAGCAACGAACCUUAUACGCCAAAUUAAGUUUAUUUGGCAAAUAAGUUGACACAAGCCACAGAUUUAGGUUUAUAUCCAAGAGAUCCUCUCUUAGCUGUGCUUAAGCUAGCCGGUGUGCUAGCAUUCACCCCGGCUCUCUGAAAUGUCGAAUAUCUCCAACGAAGGUGUGAUCUUGAUUAAAGAUGUAAAGGCCGGAUCGAAAAACCUUAAUAUCGUCUUUAUAGUUUUGGAAAUCGGUCGGGUGACUAAGACAAAGGACGGGCACGAGGUGCGCUCGUGCAGGGUGGCGGAUAAGAGCGGCAGCAUCGCCAUCUCUGUGUGGGAUGAGCUGGGCACCCUCAUCCAGCCCGGAGAUAUCAUCCGUCUCACGAGAGGUUAUGCUUCCAUUUGGAAGGGCAGCCUAACACUGUACACUGGACGAGGAGGAGACUUGCAGAAAAUAGGAGAGUUCUGCAUGGUGUAUUCUGAGGUUCCAAAUUUCAGUGAGCCAAAUCCAGAGCUGCUAGCAAAAGCUAAACAGCAGAACAAGACUGGUAAGGAACAGCGGGGAAAUUCUCCACCGAAUCCAAAUGCAGGUACUCCUGCACAAACAGGAAAUGGUACUGGGCCAGUAUACUCCAAUAACAGUGCUGCACCUGUGGCUCGGGAGACCAACUUUGGGGCUCCAGGAAGACCAAAUGGGCGUGUUCCAGGCAACGGGCAACUCUCACCAGCUGCAUCCCCAGCUCCACCCAAACCCUCAGUUACCAUUAGCAAUGGCAGAGAUCCAAGAAGAGCUUCAAAGAGAUGAAACAUUGACUGCAAAAUCCACUUCCCUGUUUCCACUCCUUGCAUAAAUUUACUUCCACAAUCCAUCCUUAAAAUAUAUAAAACUGCCAUCAAAAUUACGAGGUUUGAUGCUAACGCUUUGCCAUCUGUGCUUUUUGCAUCAUUUGCCAAGAACUGUAUAACAUUUUCUUGAUCACAAAAGGUUCAAAUUCAACUUCUUACAGUUAAUAUACAUAUACCUUAGAGGCUGGCGUCCUUGCCACCCAUUGGGUGCCAAUUCUGUGACCCACAGAUGUUGUAACAGAUCUUGUUAAACUAUACACCCUACUUGAACACUUAAUGCACUUUCUUCUCUUAAUUUAUAGUGAACUCAUUGUCAUGUAAUUCAGGAAUGGUUAACUGCUGUUGUGAAUGGGCCAGGGAUCUGCAAUGCUAGCGCUAGGGAGUCAUAUUCCUGCAGAGUUAAGCUCAAAGUAAUCCUGAAGACACCAAUUAUCUUGUUCUGGUGUUUGAUGGAGUUGGAGCUCAAAUCUGCCGGAGUGAGGAUCUAGGUCAGCUGUUGCAGACCUCUGGAGUAGGGAAAUGGAACUUUAAAGUGACCGAUUACUUUGAGUUCUGUGCUACCUUUGGCCAAAAACUUACCAAAAGUGACCGUGUAAAAGGAAAGGUGAUAGUUUGUAUGGAUUAUUUAAUUAGGAAUAAAUCGAGAACAAAAUGUUGGGAAAUUAA